This is a messenger RNA of Colletotrichum navitas, 1328 nucleotides long. Its product is annotated as enoyl-CoA hydratase/isomerase. Lineage: Eukaryota; Fungi; Ascomycota; Sordariomycetes; Glomerellales; Glomerellaceae. Bases 29 to 1054 code for a protein of 341 amino acids. The record is from RefSeq and is a predicted model, not a curated record. Gene Ontology annotation, biological process: fatty acid beta-oxidation. Gene Ontology annotation, cellular component: mitochondrion. The transcript is spliced from 2 exons.
CCCCCCCCCCCCCCCCCAAAGCGCCAUAAUGCCUCCUCGCCUCGCCCCCCUCCGCGUCGCAAUCCGCAUCCCGUGCACUACCAUCGCAUCUUCAAAGUCGGCGGCAGCGGCCUUCUACUCGACAUCGACCGCCUCAGACUCCAAUCAGCCGCUGAUAACCGUCACACAGCUGCCCGCCCCCGGGUCCGGCCACAUUCGCAUCCUCGAGCUCAACCGUCCAAAGGCCCGCAAUGCCCUCUCCAAGGCUCUGCUCUCGCAAUUGCGCGCCGAGAUCGACGCCAUCCACGCCCAGUAUGACCCGGAGACUGGUGAUGAGCUCCCACAGAAGCCCGUCUUCGGCGGUGCCGCCGGCAAGGACGUCAAGGGCCCGACCCGUGCCUUGAUUCUUGCGAGCGCUGUUGAGACGAGCUUCUGCGCUGGCGCCGACUUGAAAGAGAGGCGGGGCUUCACGCAGCAGGAAACAGACGAGUUCCUCCACAACCUCCGUUCCACCUUCACAUCCCUCCAAAACCUCCCUAUCCCGACAAUCUCGGCCAUCUCGUCCAUCGCCCUCGGUGGCGGCCUCGAGCUCGCCCUUUCCACGCACUUUCGCGUCCUCUCAUCCAAUGCCCAGGUCGGUCUUCCCGAGACACGCCUCGGUAUUAUCCCCGGCGCUGGUGGCACCCACCGUCUGCCCGCCCUCAUCGGCCUCUCGCGCGCCCGCGACUUGAUCCUCACCGGCCGCCGCGUCUCGGCCCCGGAGGCCUACUUCCUGGGCAUCGCGGACCGCCUGGUCGACAUCACUCACGAGGAGGCUGAGAAGGCCGGCGAGGGCGACAAAGACAAGGGCGUGCUGCUCGCGGCCCGCAACGCGGCGCUGAGUGAGAGUGUCCGUCUCGCGGGCGAGAUCUGCGAGGGCGGCCCGAUUGCCAUCCGCGCCGCGCUGCAGGCUGUCGCGUGGGCGAGGGAGGAGGUCGAGAACAAGAUGUACGAGCGGGUCGUUGCUACCGAGGACCGUAACGAGGCGCUCAAGGCGUUCCAGGAGAAGAGGAAGCCUGUUUUUAAGGGCCAGUAAACGCCAUUUGACUGCGUUUCUGUGGGGGUCGCCUAAGCAAGUAAGUGGCUGCAACUGAUACCACAUUGUUUAUCAUGUUGGGUAAAAAAGAUUUAUUGGCCGUGUAAUUGGUCACAGGAUUGGUAUAAGCGGACCAGCACGUGUGUAGAUAGUAGAGAGAAAGAAAAGAUCUUUCUCGACAACCCUAUGGGGUAUUGGAUACUUAUGACCAUUAUCACAAAGCUUCGUAAUUCAUUGAGGAUUUACCGGGCAGCUAGCAAGACGGAAACCAGCA